Aspergillus tanneri is the source of this 1212-nucleotide messenger RNA. RefSeq lists its product as uncharacterized. Bases 1 to 1212 code for a protein of 403 amino acids. The transcript has 2 exons. The record is from RefSeq and is a predicted model, not a curated record. Lineage: Eukaryota; Fungi; Ascomycota; Eurotiomycetes; Eurotiales; Aspergillaceae.
AUGAGCAACUUUCAACUCUUUCCACCUCCCUCUCCCAAGCCUAAGGUCUCCAAGAAUCCUUUCCGCAGAGAGCUCAAGAGACCGUCGGAUCCUCAACCCACUAGUCCAAUUCCUCUAGAGGAUCUGAAAAAUAAGGAUACCACAGAGGCUGUUCUCCUUCAAAUCAUCGAGGACACGAACAAUAUAAAAAUGCCCCCGAAGGCACGACGUCCCAAAACGUCGGUGUCUGCUCCGAAAUCAAACUGGGAGCCAAGGUCAACGGUGUCGUCUUCCAAAUCCGGUCCCCAGAACGACAAAUCAGGUCAACGGGAUCUGUCAAAGGGCGAUGAGUCUGCAUCAGGCAGUAAUGUAGCUCCUCAGCACUCUGCUUCUCCAGAAAUCCCAAUGCGAUCGAUCUGCCCCCGGUACAAUCCAAAUGUACCACUCGGCGAACAGGGAUACUAUCCGGAGACGGGGCAUGCUUCUCGACAUAAGCCCAGGGAUCUAAAGCUCUCACCUCCCCCGGAGAUUGACCGUGCUCUGGGGCCCAAGACAGUCCCAGCCAGCGUGGUAGAUUUUCCUCUAGAUAUCUCGGAUGCUACAGAGAUCCAUUAUGCCUCUGCUACCGAGCUUCAGGGGCUGUGGGAAGCCGCCAAUGGCCAAAAGACACAAGAUCUUUCCGGGAUGUUCAAUUUGCGUAUAGCACGUACCGAAUCCGCCACGUUCGUCUUUGGCGACCCGCGAGCUCCAUUCUACACUAUGCAGACAUAUUCCACAGACGAGAUGUCCAUCUCUAGGACCAAUCCGUCCAAUACGAAGAGCAAUGUUCCGAUCAUGAUGCUAAGGCUCGAGGAUCGCUGUCGUCGCGAGCCGCCUAAUGACGGCUUAGUUUCUCUUUUGUUUUCUCGACUUGCGGCGAUGCUCGCCAUUGAGCAGGCCGAAGAAUUAGCACGGCAACACCAACUCAGCCCUGGCGAGGCCGCCGAGGUAGAAGGGAAUGCUCUCAGACGAGCCGCAGCCCAAGAAUCUUGUCGACUAACAUGGAACCGCACGAAGAAGCUCUACGAGCUACACCAUCCAUGGUUGGAAAAGCAACAACCUCCGGCGCUGGUUGGCGCCAUGGGUAUUCCAUUGUCGCCAAUCCGGUCUAAAUACUCGGGGGGGCCCUUCACAUCAGCGUGUCAACUCCAUCCAAGGAUUCGAGGCAACGCCAACCGCCUACAAUCCUCGUAA